AAUUUAUGUUUUUUCUCUUAAAUCUGGAAUGAAUAUGGCUUUUCAUGAAUAUGAUGAUACAAUAAUUAUAGACAAAAUCUACUUUAUUGCUUAUGACGCUGGAGAACGUCUGCUUAUUAUAUCACACAACCAGUUUGAUGAUGAACCCACUACUCACUUAAUGGAUCCAUUUUCGCUUAGAAUUCGUGUUCCUGCAACAAAACUAUUUGAAACUGACGUGGAAAUUCAAGAUCCCUACAUAAUCAAAUUCGAUAAUGUUAUCGGAAUAAUAAAUCAAGAGGUGGCAAUUUAUAGUGGGCUUGUUCGAAAGGAUUGGAUAAAAUAUCUACGGGAGGAACUUGGAGAUUAUAAUAGGAUAUUUGUACUUUCUGAUUCUAAAUUUAUUACGGAAAUGAUUAAUGAAGAAUUAGCUGAUAAAAUAAAUAAAAAUUUCACAAAAACAUUAUUUACAACGGAAAAGGACAUACGUCAUUAUGACGGCAGUUAUUUGAAAUGGAAUUUAUAUUUUACGCCCAAUGAUAAACCCAAAUCCGUUCCUAAAAUUGAACUUGAAGCCUUAUUCUAUGAUAAAGAUAAAGCUAAGUGGAUACCAGUAGAGGGAGAAUUUAAAAGAAUCAUAAACCCUAAUUUCCCACCUCCAGAGCAUACGAGAAAACUUAAAAUUAUACGAUGCGAAUGUCUUAAAAAUGAUGAUUUACUCAUGUUAACUACACUUGGGAUUUUGAUUUGGACUGUUUAUCAACAAAAAGGAAUUAGAUUACAUUAUUAUUGGGGGAGAGGAAAGAUUAGAAAUGAAAAAUCUUUUAAUUUAGAAAAAACUUUCCUCGAAAAAACUUUUCUCAACUUAGAAUCAUAUACCAACACAUUUCCUGAUUCAAAAUUUCAAAUUAUAAUCAAAAAUAAAACCUUGAAAUUUGGCAGUGUCGGCGAAGGACCAAAAUCUUUUUUUUUUAGAGAAUUACUAGAAGACUAUAUCUCUGACAAAUUUUUCAUAAUCAAUUAUGGCUCAAUAUUAAUGGAAACCUUUUUAUUUCUAAAAGAAGACGAGUGGAUUGAGAAAUUGUGUAAAGAGUGCUAUAAUUUAAUUUUCUCAACCGAUGGUCUUAAAUCUACCUCAGAUAUUCAAUUAUUAUCCAUCAUAGUUAAAGUCUUACCUCAAUUAUUAAAAAGGCAUCCAAUUUAUUUAGCUAAAUUUUUAUCUCAAACUGCAUUUACAUUGCCGGUAACUGAUCAUGAAAUGAUGUUAGAUAGUGAUAUUAUUAAAAUAUCGUCUACUCCGCAUCUACACCAUUUUGGAACUUAUAAUAAUUUAACAAAAAAUCCUUUAUUUGAUGAUUUUAUGUCGAAAAUGUCAAAAAGUUAUUGGAACAAAUUAUUUGGUGAAGAAUUUGAGGAAUUUAUUGAUGGAUCUGAUGAAACUCGUUCAGAUGAAUAUGAUGACACUCGUUCAGGUGCUGAAGCUAAAAUCAAAUUUAUUAUUCCUCUUCCAAACAUAUAG
This is a messenger RNA of Racocetra persica, 1498 nucleotides long. NCBI's taxonomy places the organism in Eukaryota, Fungi, Glomeromycota, Glomeromycetes, Diversisporales, Gigasporaceae. The record is from the annotation of a GenBank genome assembly.